Messenger RNA from Maudiozyma barnettii, 759 nucleotides. It is a transcript of the gene SRP102, whose product is annotated as Signal recognition particle receptor subunit beta. The record is from RefSeq and is a predicted model, not a curated record. The transcript has 2 exons. NCBI's taxonomy places the organism in Eukaryota, Fungi, Ascomycota, Saccharomycetes, Saccharomycetales, Saccharomycetaceae. Bases 1 to 759 code for a protein of 252 amino acids.
AUGGUGAUUGAUACCAACACAGUCUCUAUUGCAUUAGCAUGCUUUCUAAUCCUAUUGACCACGGUAGUAUACUUCGUGUUUACCGCAAAGAAGAGUGCCACCACAACUAAGACAAAAGAACCUGCUGUGUUUAUUACAGGACCAUCAAAAAGUGGUAAGACAGCUUUAUUCACAUUGCUAACCACUGGUGAAGUAAGAAAUACUGUUACAUCUCAGGACAUAAAUCUUAAGAAGAACUAUGAAUCCCGUGUUAAUCUAAUCGACUUCCCAGGUCAUGUUAAAUUGCAUUAUAAACUUAUGGAUGCUUUGAGAGAAACAGAACAUAUUAAGGGUAUAUUAUUUGUUGUAGAUGCCACCACGGACCCUAAGAAGUUAAGUGAAACUGCCGAGUUCUUAUUAGAUAUACUGAGUAUAACUGAAGUCUCCAAGGAACCAAUCGAUAUAUUGAUUGCUUGUAACAAAUCUGAAUCGUUCACGGCUAGACCGCCUGCAAAGAUAAUUGAGGCCUUAGAAAAGGAAGUUGGUCUAACAAUCGAAAGACACAACAAGUCGUUAGGAGAAGUUAGAAAGAGGGCAGACUUCAACACUGGUGGUGAUGACAGUGAUGAUGAAAAUGCUGGCUUCCUUGAAAAUGUGAACGGAAAUAAUAAAUUUACCUUUUCGAUGUUAGAGGGUGAAGUAGAGGCUCUGAAGGGUAGUGUAUCCAAAAAAGAUAUUUCUAACUGGGAAGAAUGGUUGGAUGGGAAAGUAUCUGCAUAG